GGGAGGAGCAAGAGCCAGCUUCAGCUUAUAGAGUUCUGCAACCUUCAGUGUUGUGGCGCAACGGUACCAGUACCACGUCUAGUGUGAGACGUGUACCAAGCUUAGUGUACAGGAAAGAUUUACCUAACAGAAUCGUGUGAGCAUGGGGUUCCUAACUAGUUAAUGCUGGGUGUACCUGGUAAACUCACCUAGUGUACUCAUCGGAUAUACUCAUCUGAUGCAUUAGUGGACAGGUAUUUUUUUUCAAGAAUUGCAAGGAAAAAUUAUCAAAUGAAAACCCAGGAGAAUCGGAAAUUCCCAACAAGAACCGCGAAUUUGUGUAUAUAGGUGAGACUGGAGGUAGUGUAGACACAUUGACAAUCUCAAGAGGUGAUUUAUAUACGGGUGAGGCGAGUGUUGUGCAUCAUGGCCAGCACUGUGCCCCCGUGGGCAUCAACCUCAUACCAUGAAGGCAUGGAGAGGUCACUUCGCCUCGAGAGGCGAGCUAUGUCCUUCUCCUCAUUGGAGAACCAGGGUCGGCGCCACCAGUGGAGGAGUGGCAGCUCCACGCCUCCAUCCACGCCCUCCUUCACCCGCAGGUCCACGCCUUCCUACUCAUGCCACACCACGCCCACAGCUUCCCGUCGCAGCAGGCUCCUUGGGGUGCCGCGCCAGUCAACAGAAUCACUGCCGGAUUCCAGAUCGAGCAGCCGCGCCGGGACGCCGCUCCUCUCCUCCCGCCAGCGAAGUAGGAGUCGAUCUCCGCGUCCUCGCAUGGAGUCUGACGCCUUGGAAACCCCAGGAGUGCAGCAGGAAGCCAUCACCCGGGCCCUCCUCUACCCGUCCACCUUGCACCACAACCUGCGGGUAGUGGGUAUCCUAGUGGUGAUGGGGCACGUCUGCUACAAGACCCUUGUGCCCUGGCUCCUCACGCCUCUCCUCAAGAAGUUCUCACUGGACUGGACUGUUCAUUCUGUCGUCAUCAACAUACCUCCAAACUGAUCCUCUCGACUCAUCUUACAGAAAUUAUACUGACCUCUUCUUCGUCUCCAUGAGGAAGGAGAACGAAGACAUCUUGAGGGAGCUGCAGGCAGCCUCGUCAGGGGUCCACGGUAGCAACACCACCGUCCCUCCUAGUGACCCUUCAUCACAGCCACAUCGCACCUGAGGGCCCUCAGGUAUUCCACCUUCACCCGCGCCUCCUAGCACCUGAGGGCCCUCAGGUAUCCCACUUCUGAGGGUCCUUAGGUACCCCACAUCCAGGUGAACUACGCUCACCUAUUGACUCCUACUACUCAUCAAAUGUCUGGAGAAGCCAUAUCAAAUAUCAGAACCUCAGUAGGCCUACGUUCAUGUUCAGCCUACACACUGAGAGCAACAGUGCAUGUACAAUUGAAGGGGUUUAU
This is a messenger RNA of Cherax quadricarinatus, 1385 nucleotides long. The record is from RefSeq and is a predicted model, not a curated record. Lineage: Eukaryota; Metazoa; Arthropoda; Malacostraca; Decapoda; Parastacidae.